AUGGCUCAGUACAGGCAAUCGGGUCAGCAUUACUCCAACGGCGGCACCCCGGCGGAUCACGUCUCCAUUGGGGUUCGGGCGUCUUCCUCGCAGCAACAGCAGCUCCUGCAGCACAAGCCCGGGGGUCGGGUCCGCCGAUCUGGUCGAUCCGAUAAGAGCAGGUCCGGCAGCUUCUCCAUUGGCGCCGUGAUUGUUUUCCUCUGCCUGGUGCUUGUGGUCACUGGGCUGGCUUAUAAUUACUUGUCUGCUGAGGAUAAAGGUGUUGGUAGUGAAAUAGAUGAUCCUCAUGUUGAAGAUGACGAUAUGAAGAGUGACCUUGAUUUUCUUACAAAUGUGACACGUACAGAUUCGGUUAAAGUCCUUGAGUUUGGUAAAGGUUCGGUAUCGCAUGGCAGAGAUUCUAGGUACUGGGAUAAGGACGAUAGGAGAAGGGAUGAUGAUUAUGACGAAGAUGAUGUAGCGCAUACAGGCAAGGGUUCUACUGGUGGAUCUGCUCAUGAGGAACACAAUGUCAAGCCGAAAACAUCCCAGAGUUAUGAUUCUAAGGGAUUGGAUAAAAAAGGAUCUGGGUUGUACAAUGAAAAUGGGCGUAAAGAACUGAUAAAGUAUGAAGCACAGUAUGAGGCUUCGAUAAGGAGUGUGGGGCAAUCGACAGCUCAAAAUGGUGGAAGAAGUCAGUUACUUGAGGAUGAUGAUCUGGAAGAGCAGAAUGAGGCUGGUGAUAGUGAUAACGAAUAUGACGAUGGUAUCGAUUCUCAUGAUUCUCGUGGAAAUGGGCGCCACUCUGAUGAAUUCACCAGAGAGUCUUCUAAUGUUUUCCCUGCUAAAGGUAAGGAUCAACUCAUUGGCAAAGAGAUUAAGGAAACUUCUCAGGGUACAUCUGAUAAGGGGUCGAGAUCAAGUUCUGUAGUAGUCAAUACUGAUUCGUAUCCUCAGCAUGCAAAUGGAAAUGGACAGAGUUCGAGUAAAUCAAAGUCUGAUUCGAAGAAAAGGCCAAGGCGACGCAAAUUUUCUGGGUCCUGUGAGAUGAAGUUUCUGAACUCUACUACUCAACUUGUGGAGCCUUUUGAAAAUAGAAAGUUCUCAAGAUUUUCCCUCCAAUAUGCUGACAUGGAGGAAAAUUCUGGAGGAGAGGCACUUUGGGAACCUAGAUUUGCAGGGCAUCAGAGCCUAGAAGAAAGGGAGGAAUCUUUUUCAGCACGUGAUCAGAAAAUAAAAUGUGGUUUUGUCAAAGGUCCUGAAGGCUAUCCGAGUACAGGAUUUGAUCUGUCGGAAGAUGAUGCAAACUAUAUCAGUAGAUGCCACAUUGCUGUCAUCUCUUGCAUCUUUGGAAAUUCGGAUCGCCUAAGGUCACCUUUCAGCAAGGCGGUCACUCGUUUGUCAAGGAAAAAUGUUUGCUUUGUCAUGUUUGUGGACGAAGCUACAUUGCAGACACUAUCUUCUGAGGGCAAUAUGCCAGACACGGCAGGAUUUGUUGGUCUGUGGAAGGUUGUACUGGUGAAGAAUUUACCUUAUACUGAUAUGCGGAGGGUUGGUAAAAUACCGAAAUUAUUGCCACACAGGCUGUUCCCUUCUGCGAGAUAUUCAAUCUGGUUGGAUAGCAAGUUACGCCUACAACUUGAUCCUCUUUUGGUCCUGGAGUAUCUCUUGUGGCGUAAAGGUCAUGAGUAUGCCAUUUCCAAUCACUAUGAUCGCCAUUGUGUGUGGGAAGAGGUUGUACAGAAUAAAAGGCUGAACAAGUACAAUCACACUGUAAUAGACGAGCAAUUCGCCUUCUACCAAUCAGAUGGGCUGACGAAAUUCGAUCCCUCUGAUCCUAACAAGCUUCUUCCGAGCAAUGUACCUGAAGGAUCAUUAAUUGUGAGAGCACACACCCCCAUGUCGAAUCUGUUCUCCUGUCUAUGGUACAAUGAGGUUGAGCGCUUUACUCCCCGUGACCAGCUGAGCUUUGCCUAUACGUACCAGAAGUUGAGAAAGAUGAAUCCCAGCAAACCGUUUUACUUCCAUAUGUUCAAGGAUUGUGAAAGGAGAGCCAUAGCUAAGUUGUUUCGUCACAGAACAGAAGAGAAGCGACUCGGGAGUGAAGCCAGGAGAUGA
Molecule: messenger RNA, 2097 nt
Organism: Linum trigynum
Lineage: Eukaryota; Viridiplantae; Streptophyta; Magnoliopsida; Malpighiales; Linaceae
Source: the annotation of a GenBank genome assembly